CGCCCGCCCCCGGCGCUUCUCAAGAUGGCGGCCGACAGCGAGCCCGAGUCCGAGGUAUUUGAGCUCACCGAUUUCACUACUGCCUCGGAAUGGGAAAGGUUUAUUUCCAAGGUUGAAGAGGUCUUGAAUGACUGGAAACUGAUUGGAAACUCUUUGGAAAAGCCACUUGAAAAGGGUAUAUUUACUUCUGGCACAUGGGAAGAGAAAUCAGAUGAAAUUUUCUUUGCUGACUUCAAGUUCUCAGUCACUCAUCAUUAUCUUGUACAAGAAUCCACUGAUAAAGAAGGAAAGGAUGAAUUACUAGAAGAUGCUAUUCCACAAUCUAUGCAAGAUUUGCUGUGUAUGAACAAUGACUUUCCUCCAAGAGCACAUUGCCUAGUAAGAUGGUAUGGACUACGAGAAUUUGUGGUGAUUGCUCCUGCUGCAAACAAUGAUGCUGUACUCAGUGAAUCUAAGUGCAAUCUACUUCUGAGUUCUGUGUCUAUUGCUUUGGGAAAUACUGGCUGUCAGGUGCCACUAUUUGUGCAAAUUCAUCACAAAUGGCGAAGAACAUAUGUGGGAGAAUGUCAGGGUCCUGGUGUUCGUACUGAUUUUGAAAUGGUUCAUCUUCGAAAGGUGCCAAAUCAGUAUACUCAUUUAUCAGGUCUUCUGGAUAUCUUCAAAUCAAAGAUUGGAUGUCCUUUAACUCCGUUGCCUCCAGUUAGUAUUGCUAUUCGAUUUACCUAUGUACUUCAGGAUUGGCAGCAAUAUUUUUGGCCUCAGCAACCUCCAGAUAUAGAUGCCCUUAUUGGAGGAGAAGUUGGAGGUUUAGAAUUUGGCAAGUUACCAUUUGGUGCCUGUGAAGAUCCUAUUAGUGAACUCCAUUUAGCAACUACAUGGCCUAACCUGACUGAAGGUAUCAUUGUGGAUAAUGAUGUUUAUUCUGAUUUGGAUCCAAUUCAGGCUCCCCACUGGUCUGUUAGAGUUCGAAAAGCUGAUAAUCCUCAGUGUUUGCUAGGUGAUUUUGUCACUGAAUUUUUUAAAAUUUGCCGUCGAAAGGAAUCAACUGAUGAGAUUCUUGGACGAUCCACUUUUGAGGAAGAGGGAAAAGAAAUUGCUGAUAUAACUCAUGCUUUGUCAAAGUUGACAGAACCAGCAUCAGUUCCAAUUCAUAAAUUAUCAGUUUCAAAUAUGGUACACACGGCAAAGAAAAAAAUACGAAAACACAGAGGUGUAGAAGAGUCACCGCUGAAUAAUGAAGUCCUCAAUACUAUUCUCUUGUUCUUAUUCCCUGAUGCUGCUUCUGAAAAACCUUUAGAUGGAACAUCUGUAACAAACAACAAUCCUCCAUCAGACAAUGAAGACUAUAAUCUCUACAAUCAGUUCAAAUCUGCGCCUUCUGACAGUUUAACAUACAAAUUGGCUUUGUGUCUUUGUAUGAUCAAUUUCUACCAUGGGGGAUUGAAAGGAGUGGCACACCUCUGGCAGGAAUUUGUUCUUGAAAUGCGUUUCAGAUGGGAAAACAACUUUCUGAUUCCAGGAUUAGCAAGCGGACCCCCAGAUCUAAGAUGUUGUUUACUACAUCAGAAACUACAGAUGUUGAAUUGUUGUAUUGAAAGAAAGAAGGCACGUGAUGAGGGGAGAAAGACAAGUACUUCAGAUAAUGUGAUUAAUACAUAUCCAGGGGAUGCUGGAAAAGCUGCAGACCAUCUGGGGCCAGACAAUUUAAAAGAUACAGAAAAGGAAAAAGGAGAGGUGGGAAAGUCUUGGGAUUCUUGGAGUGACAGUGAGGAAGAAUUUUUUGAAUGCCUAAGUGACACUGAAGAACUUAAGGGAAAUGGACAAGAAAGUGGCAGGAAAGGAGGGCCUAAGGAGCUGGCAAACUUAAAGCCAGAAGGACGUCUCACUCAACAUGGGAAACUUACACUGCUACAUAAUGGAGAGCCUCUCUACAUCCCUGUAACCCAGGAACCAGCACCUAUGACAGAAGAUCUGCUAGAAGAGCAGUCGGAGGUUCUAGCUAAAUUAGGCACAUCAGCAGAAGGGGCUCACCUCCGAGCACGCAUGCAGAGUGCCUGCCUGCUCUCAGAUAUGGAAUCUUUUAAGGCAGCGAAUCCAGGUUGUCUUCUGGAAGAUUUUGUGAGGUGGUACUCACCCCGGGAUUAUAUUGAAGAGGAAGUGACUGACGAAAAGGGCAACACAGUUUUGAGAGGAGAACUGAGUGCCCGAAUGAAGAUUCCAAGCAAUAUGUGGGUAGAAGCCUGGGAAACAGCUAAGCCAAUUCCUGCUAGAAGGCAGAGGAGACUCUUUGAUGAUACACGGGAAGCAGAAAAGGUGCUGCAUUAUCUGGUAGUUCAGAAACCUGCAGACCUUGCUCGGCAUCUGUUACCUUGUGUAAUUCAUGCAGCAGUACUCAAGGUAAAGGAAGAAGAAAAUCUGGAAAACAUUUCUUCAGUUAAGAAGAUUAUAAAGCAAAUAAUAUCCCAUUCCAGUAAAGUUUUGCAUUUCCCCAAUCCAGAAGAUAAGAAGUUGGAAGAAAUCAUCCAUCAAAUUACUAAUGUGGAAGCUAUAAUUGCAAGAGCCCGUUCACUAAAAGCCAAGUUUGGAACUGAAAAAUGUGAACAAGAGGAGGAAAAGGAAGAUCUUGAAAGGUUUGUAAGUUGCCUUUUGGAGCAGCCUGAGGUGUUAGUCAUUGGUGCAGGAAGAGGGCAUGCUGGCAGGAUCAUUCACAAGCUGUUCAUGAAUGCUCAGAGGGCUGCAGCUGCAUCUCCACCAGAGGAAGAACUGAGGAGAGUGGGCUCCCCAGAAGAAAGAAGGCAGAACUCCACGUCAGACUUCCCACCCCCUGCUGGCCGGGAACUCAUUCUGCGCACUACUGUGCCCCGCCCUGCUCCAUACUCGCGAGCUCUGCCUCAGCGCAUGUACAGUGUUCUCACCAAAGAGGAUUUCAGACUUGCAGGUGCCUUUUCAUCAGAUACCUCCUUCUUCUAAUUCUACCAGGGUUACCUCAUCUGUUGUUUCAGAGGCCUUGCUGGCCCCUUCUGUAGGGGGAGAUUGUGCCAGUUAGAACCCGAAGAGGCCAUGAAGAGGGCUUGUCCGGUUGAAUGAUGGAGAAUCAUACCAGCAUCUGGAAGACUUUCCAGAACCAAGCUUGGAUUCUGUUUUAUCUUGCAGGCAGCAGAGGGGAUGGGCUUGAGCUAUUGAAAGAUUUUUUUGCCCCAAAGAGAUGACUCAAGUUUUGGGGGGAAGUGAGACACGAGAAACAAAACAAAACAAAACAAACAACAGGAGCUCUCUGUAUUCAUCCUGGUGGAACUGGUGUUCAUUUCAUUCUUUCCACGACUAGCCCUGCAUUCAUAGUCUGUGUAAACACUUGUUAUAUUUAUUAGUAUCAAGUAUGCAGAAUGCAGUAUCUGUUAACACAGUUUUCUGGAUAUUUUGGUGGUAGCCUCUAUUCCCGGAAUCUGUAUUUUUAAAAUACUAAAUGACAUUCUGUUUAUUCAAUCACCUCUUGAUCAUCUUCACUGUAACAAUUAACUUUUGAUGAGUAUUUUGAAUAUUCUAGGAGCAAAUUAGAAUCUCACAUAGUUUAUGUGUUUUUCCAUGUAACUGUGACAGAUAAAUGUAUUCCUUCUGAUAACAAUAUAUAUUAAAUAUCACUGCAAAUUAGUUUUAUAUUUAUCUUGUAAGUUUUGUUUCUCUUGUUCUUGAUUGCCAUGUAAGAUGUCAACCUGCAAAUUAUUGUUUUCUUCCUGCUGUACAGCAUGCAUUCCUUUUUUGUGGUUGCUGGCUGGAUACUGUAUUUCAUGAAGUAGUGUUGAGCACACUCUAAAAAUAUACUCUUGAUACAUAGAGAUUAUCAUGCAGUCAGUAUAAUUAGAUAUGUGCUAGUGUAAUGAAUAGAACAUUAUUUCAAUGCACUAUUUUGCUUUUGUAUUUUAGGUGAAAUGAAAAUAAUUGGUGGGGAUGUGUAGCAUCCAGCAUAACAACAUUUUUGUACUUAGGUGUUCAUCAAGAUUUACUAAGUCUGUGUUGCUGUCUCACCUCUGUUCAGUAAUGUUAAAUAUAUUUUUAGGCCUGACAUUCCCACUUUAAUCCAAAGUAAAAAAUGCUUAUACUGAAGCAUAGACCUAUGUAACUUUAAAGAAUGAAUAGAGCCAUGUAAACUUUGUGUUAUAUAUUAUUUUUUGUAAAAAACAAAAAACCCAAAAAAACUGUGUGUGUACACAUGUAUGUGUGUAUAUAUACAUAUGUAUAUUUGAACUAGGGAUGAUGAUUUCUGGUCUUCAUCUCAGAUGUUGGAUUUAGUUGUUGCUGGGAAACCAUACAGACACAGACCUGAGGACUGAGUGUUGUGCAAAGUAAGAAGGUGUGUCAUUCACGGACAGAGUUUGCUUUCUAAUGAGGAAGUUAGUAACAAAACAUUUUACAAAAAGAGGUUGGACUUUCAAAAGGUUGUGAAUUUAAUAAAAAGGAAAGUGCUGCUUUCUCUGGUUAAUUUUCUCCCCCUCCGGUGGGCAUUUUGUUACUAUAUUAGUUUUAUGCUAUCUCAGAUCUUCAUGAAUAUUUGCAGCCUGCUGAGUGUGACAAGAGUCUCAUAAACACUUUUUUGUUCCUUUUUUCAAAUGGCAAUUGUCCCAUUUUACUGUUGUUUUAGUUUUAUGUGUUUAUGUCACAGAUAUUUUUAAGUACCUGCUUUGUAUCAAAUACUGUACUAGGCAUUGAAGAAACAGAAACUGAAACACAUUCCCUCCUUUCAUUGACUUUCCCAUCAAGUAGAAAAGGUUGCCAUCAAAUGGAGUAUAGUCAGUUGUAUGAACUGGAGGUCUGUUUAUUAUUUAGAUGCAUUCAUUCAUUUAUUGACAACAGUGGUACAGGAAUCAUAGUGAGUAUAGGGUUAUGUUUUUCACUUAGGCUUUAGGGAUCAAGAAAGAUACUGGCAAGCACAAUACAGACUUAAAAAGUACAAUACAGACUUAAAAAGCACAUGCAUAUUGGGGCUUGCCUUUUUCUCUUCCUGUUGGGAACCCUAAGACUUGCAUAGAAGUCUGCUGAAGGAAGAGAAAAGAGAAAGGCAGUUUAUUUUGCAGCAAAAGUUAAUUGAUAAAGAAGGGGAUAGGAAAAAUGUUAUAGUACAGCUAGAGAAAACAGGAGGGGCAAAAACUCAGAAACAAGAAAAUGUAUCUUUAGUGAACAGCCAGAAUUUCAAUUUGGCUGCAGUAUGGUAUGGAGUGGAGAAGGACAAAAAAUGAAAAUAGUGAGGCAAAGUGGGAUGAUUGCAAGAAGCUAGGGCUUUAUCUUCAGGGCAGUAGUGAGUUGCUGAAGUUUUAAGCAGGGGAGUGAAAUGGUGGUUUUUACACCACAUUAUAGCAUGGCAAAUGGACUGGAGAGGCUAAAAAACUGUAUUGCAUGUCCUAGAUUUUAUGCUAAAUUUUAAGAUCCUUUGGAAAGUAGCAAUUACAUUGUCAAAUUUUUAAAAUCCUCCUUUGUUCUUUGUAAUGUGCUGCAAAGAGCUUGACAAAUGCUUGUGAAAAUAAGAAAUAUCCUCACUGUGGGGCCCUCCCACACCUGUACAUGCUUACAUCACUAUUAACAAUUAAGAUUUUUUCUUGAGGCUAGGAUUUUUAAGACUCUAAGCAUUUAUAUUAUAUUUCAUUCAUUAGUCCAGCAAGUGUCUUUUGGUGUCAGUUAUGUGCCAGGUACUGUUCCGGACAUAGGAGAUACAGUAGGGACCAGGACAGAUAAAAGACCCUUGUCCUCAUGGAGAUUAUAUUGAGGCACACCAAGUAGACGUUGAUGGAGGUGAGGGAGAGUGCUUUUAGAAAUGUGGUUAUAGUCCCAAUACAAUUCCCACCCCCCCAUUUUGAUCCUACUCCCUCCUCCCCGCUACCCUCCGGAAGUGUGUCUCUGGUUAAUAGUUGCUUGUUGAUUUUGAUUUUUACUUUAUUAUAAUUAGUCUUUUUCCUGGUCCCUUAUUUAGGUUUUCUAAAUCCCUGCUAUGAGUGAGACCAUCUGGUAUUUCUCUUUCUCUUUUUGGCUUAUUUUGCUGAGCAUGAUCCCUUCCAGCUCCAUCCAUGUUGCUGCAAAUUGCAUGAGGACUAUAACCAAGAUGAAAAUGCAUACAUUGUGCAAAAAUGAAAA
This is a messenger RNA of Talpa occidentalis (Iberian mole), 6120 nucleotides long. It is a transcript of the gene RAB3GAP1, whose product is annotated as RAB3 GTPase activating protein catalytic subunit 1. The record is from RefSeq and is a predicted model, not a curated record. NCBI's taxonomy places the organism in Eukaryota, Metazoa, Chordata, Mammalia, Eulipotyphla, Talpidae. Gene Ontology annotation, molecular function: GTPase activator activity. The transcript has 24 exons. The coding region runs from base 25 to 2970 and encodes 981 amino acids. Gene Ontology annotation, biological process: positive regulation of GTPase activity.